AUGCUUCGCGUUCGGAUGAUGUCCGGUGGGAGCAUUGCUGCUCUGCCGCUUCGGGAGCUUUCCGAUGCGCUUGGCUGGUCAGAACAUCCGGAGCAUCCUGUUCGCUCUUUGAAGCGGCAUCUGGAGUGUCGAUGUGGUCAGUCACGAUUUCGACAAAGGCUUUUGAGUGAAGACGGAGCGACCUUGCAGGACGAUGACGUGCUCGAUGGACAUACCGAGUUGCAACUGGUGCUGUUGGAGUUUGGUCCGACAUCUCAGGACAGGGCUCUGGAGCUCGUUGCCGCUGCGACUAGCAACGACGCAACGCUCGUGGAGUUCCUGCUGCAGCGGCCCCAAGAUCCAAACCUUCCUGUCCGCGGCCGCACGCCGCUGUUCUGUGCCGCUUAUCACGGCCGCUUGGACAUCGUCCGGCUCUUGCUGGAGGCUUCUGCUGAGACAGAUAGCGCCCGCUGUGACGAUGGAGCAACCCCCUUGUUUGUCGCGUGUCAGUUCGGACACCUGGAAAUUGCACGGCUCUUGCUCGAAGCCAAGGCUGAUCAGGACAGGGACGUGAAGGAUGGCCCGACGCCGUUGAUUAUCGCCUGCCAAAGCAACUACGUUGAGGUCGUACGCCUCUUGCUCUCUGAGCGGGCAGACAGCAACAAAACCGACCCGAUCGGAGGAACUCCUCUGUCCAUGGCUUCUGCGCUUGGCUACGUAGAGAUCAUUCGGCUACUGCUGGAGGCCAAUGCUGACAAGGACCAGGCGCAGCGUGAUGGCCUGACACCUUUGUUCUUCGCAUGCCAAGGCAGUGACGCAGAAGUCGUCCGUGUCCUUUUAGAGGCGCGUGCCGACAAGAACAAGGCCUGCCAAAACGGUGUGAGCCCUCUGUCCAUGGCACGUAUGAAGCAACACGAGGAUGUACUGCGCCUACUACACGAGUUCACGCAAGAUGUAUCGAACGAGUGA
Molecule: messenger RNA, 948 nt
Organism: Symbiodinium sp. CCMP2592
Lineage: Eukaryota; Dinophyceae; Suessiales; Symbiodiniaceae
Source: the annotation of a GenBank genome assembly